Molecule: messenger RNA, 7130 nt
Organism: Rhincodon typus (whale shark)
Lineage: Eukaryota; Metazoa; Chordata; Chondrichthyes; Orectolobiformes; Rhincodontidae
Gene: fam161b
Product: FAM161 centrosomal protein B
Exons: 7
Coding region: 19-1449 (476 amino acids)
Biological process (GO): cilium organization
Cellular component (GO): cilium
Source: RefSeq, a predicted model, not a curated record
GUUCCUCAGCCAUUCAACAUGACGGUGCGGGAAAGUCAAAAGAAGACUCAACUUCUCAGAUCCAGGCUAUUGCUGGAAAUAGAGAAGGAGCUAUUGGAAACACGGGAACAGGAAGAGGCAGAAUGCCAGAAGAAAUUCCGGGCUCUUCCUGUACCGGCUCAUGUUUAUCUGCAACUUUAUGAAGAAAUGAAUGAACAGAAUGAGGAAAAGAGAAGAAGAGGACGAGAGAAGCGGAAAGAAUUCCUGAUGUCCACACAGAAGCCAUUUAGUUUUACCGAAAAGGAGGAGGAGGAGAAAAAAGAGAAGGAGAAGUUGAAACUACAGAUCAGUGAAGCCACACCAGAAACCGUGAAGAAGGCAAAACAGAUAAAGAAAAUUCCACUGUCUGUUCAAGAUCCAACAGUAAGCGAGAAGCUAAAAGAAGAGGAACUGUUCAGAAAGAUCCGCAUACAGAUGCGAGCUGCAGACUUGCUGAAAAGUGCUUCUUCACCUAUUGAUCUUCAUCCUUAUAAAAAGGAGCUGGCCACAUCAAGCUCUAUGAAAACAAGACAAGAAAAGCUGGGAUUCCUGGAAAAUAAACCAAAAUUCAAGCCGAGAAUAAAUCCAGAAGUUCCCGAUUAUGCAAAACUCUACAAAGCUUUUCAGAGAGAAGUGAGGAGAAAGCAGCAGGUGAAGGAGACGACCAAAUGUGUGCCCUUUGAACUUCGUACAUCAAAACUAGCACCACGGCAAAGCAAAACAAGUGAAGAUGUAUUGAAGGAUUCUCAUCAGAAAGUAAAGACUCGUUUGAAUGAAAACAAUUCUCUCAGUGGCAUUCAUUCACUAUCUUCUGAUACACUUCCCACCUACACAACAGAUGCUGCAAGGAAAAGGCACUCAGCUGUCAGAAAAUCUCUAGAAGAACGUGACAAACAAAAGCUAGAGAAAGCUCAAUGGACAGAGAAGUACAAGAUUAAUACCCAAGGCAUGAGCAAAACAAUAUUGACACGGGCUAAAGCUAUGGACCCUCAUCAAAGCCUAGCAGAGACCUACAAAAAAACAUUGAAGCAGUAUAGACAGCGAGAUCUCAAGAGGAAGAAAGAAUAUAUUAAGGAAAUGGAGGAGAUGAAGAGGCGAGUCCGUAGCAGACCCUUCCUCUUCGAGCAAGUCAGUCAGAAAAAUGCUACAUGUGUAGCUGAGAGACGGUACCGUGAAGCAUUGCGGCAAGCUGGAGUGGAUGAAGAAUUUGUGCAAGAUAAAGGAAGAAAUGCAGCAGAUAUCCCACUUACAAUAUCUGAUGAAGACGACAAUAGCUUUGACAGUGAAUACAGCAGUGAAAAACAGGAGAGUGACAAGAUAAGUGAGCCUUCAGAAAUUAUCAAACCAGUGGAAGCAGAUGAGGAAAAAAUUAUUCAGAACAGGGAUGAAGGUGAAGAGAAUGGAGAACAAGAAGACGAUUCCUUACUCUGACAAUCAAAAUAAUCUUGACACUUGUGUAAGAAAUUCAACCUGUGAAUAGUACUAAUAGCUCUAGCCUUCACUUAAAAGAAAGGCAGCAAUAAAUUAUCGAUUUCUACUUUAGGUUUACAAUUGCAAACCUGUGGUUUGAUGUAGACAUGUUAGUAAGCAUAAUAUGAGCCAAUUACAAUAUACACUGUACCUUGGAAACACAUCAUUUCAGAAUUCAAGCACAUAUACCUCUUAAAAUAACUGAAAUAGCAUUGACAAACUAUUUGAAUUUAAUUUUGAUAAGUUUAAUGUAUUUUUUUCACAAGGUAUGUCUAUGUCCGUUAGUACUUUAAUGAAACGUUUUGCAUUUGACGUGUUUGAAGGGCAUCAAGUACUUGAGCAAAGGACACCCCUGCUGGGUAUGGAAAUACUAAUAAGCUAGGAAAUAAAGCACACUGUCUUUUGGAAAGAGGCUAUUCAGCUUGGUAAGCCAGCUAAUUAUAAGAACUAUCCAAAUCUUUUUAGUACUUUCCUACUUUUCUCUUUCUUCCCUACCUCUACCCCCAACUCCCGUCGCCCUUCAAAUUUCUCAUGUCCUUAAAAUAAAUAAAAACAUUCCAAUUCUUUACAUAUCCUAAUUGCAUAAUAGGUAACAGAUCACUCUUUCGCACCUGUACUAUUAAAUAAUGGUAAAAAUAAAUUUCUUAAGCUUAGAAAAAGCACACUAAAAAUCAGUAAUUCCCUAUUCUAUUAUCCUGUAACUGAAGAAGCAAAGGAACUGCCCUUUUACACAUUCAGCAGUCACAUCUGUAAGGAUUUUAGUUGACUAUCAGCAUCAAGAUGAUGCAUGUUCUGGAAUGUUAUCAUUUUGCCAUUAAUAAGCAUUGUCACAUUGUCAAUGCUAACAGGCUGGACAAACUAGAAACAGGGAGGAUGUUUUCCCUGCUUGGAUCACAUUGGACUGGAAACUGUAAUCCAAGAUAGUGGCAGAGUAAAUUCCUGAGCUAGAGCUCGAUCACUCUGACUGCUUUUCUUUCUUCUUAUCUCAUGCUUUUCUUCCUUUUUUAAAGAUCUUUAGUUUUUUUUCUCUACUUACCUUCUGGAGGGAGCUCAGUCAUGGAGGCAGCGACGACAGCAGCUGGGGGCCCAGAGCAGGAGGCGGCUGGUAUGCCUGGGCAGAACUCUGGCGAUUGGUGACAUUGCAGCUUCUUCAAGUCCAGAGCAGUACCAGAGCAGGACUCUGCAACUCUGCGUGGAUAGGCCCUCACGCAAGGACUGGAGGCAAGGCCCUGUGUGGACUGUGGUGGAAGGAUUGUAAAAUUGUGUACUUUUUAUUUGUUUAUUUUUCUAUUUUCAUCCUCUGCUGGACUUUUUUUACUACUUAAUUUUUCUACUUUAUACCGAAGAAUCUGUUCUUAAUUAUCUGUACAUAAGAUGGUGCCAUAAGUGGUGACUCGUAAACUUUUCACUGUACUCAUUUAAGUACAUGUGACAAUAAGGCUAAUUCUAAUUCUAAACUUGAUGCUAGAAUCAACACACAUUGCAAAAGCUACAGUUUAGUCCAAGCUAAGCAUGGUUGAAACAGCAACCCACCUGAACACCAGACUCUUCUACAUCGAGAUUUGGACAUACCAGUAAGGAGAAAUGGAUGAAUAUUCUCCAUUAUAUCUGAGACGUGUCCUCUGUAUCUCCUGGUGGGACAAGUGAACACCUCCGUGAUCAAACCAGUGAAGCUACAAAAUAGGACUAAGUGAUUCUAGAACCAAUAGAUCAGCUCAAAGCUCUGCAGUCCUGCUACAUCUAGUCACGAGUGGUUAAAUUAAACAACUCACUAGAGGAGGCAGUUCCACAACUAGCCCUAUCUGCAUAGGGGAAACCAGUAUGUGUGUGCAACGAUAAAGCUAAAGCAUUUGCAACAAUUUUCAGCAAGAAGUACCAAGUUGAUGAUUCAUUUUGAUCUCUUCAGUGGUACCCAGUAUCUCAGAUGUCAGUCUACAAUCAAUUUGGUUUGCUCUAUGUGAUAUCAAAACAGCCUGUGAAGGCACAAGAUACAAAAAAAGAUUGUGGGUCUCUAACAAUGUUACAGAAGGAGGACUGAAGAUUUGUGCUCCAGAACUUGCCACACCCCUAGCUGAGGUGUUCCAGUACAGCUAUAAUACUGACAUCUACCUGGCAAUGUGGAAAAUUCUCUAGGUAUGUCCUGUACACAAAAAGCAGGGCAAAUCAACCCCUGUCAUCUAAUUUUGCUUAACAAUAAAGUGACAGGAGGAGUCAUUAAUAGCACAAUCAAGCAGUAUUUGUUUAGCCAUUGGCACACAGAUUGGAUUCCACAAUGGCUACUUAUCUCAUGACAUCAUUAGGAUCUUGGUUCAGACAAUGACAAACGCAUGUAGGCUAGACCAGUUAAGGAUGCUAGAUUUUCUUCGCUAGAGGACAUUAGUGAAUCAGAGGGGCUUUUCUGAUAAUGGUCAUCAUUUAGACUCUUUUGUGAAUUCAGAUUUCACCAUCUGCCAUGGCAGGAUUCAAACCCAGGUCCCCUCAACAUUACCCGAGUGUCUGGAUUAACAGUCCAGUGAUAAUACUGCUAGGCUCUCCCGCUGUCCACUAUCAACAAAGCACAAGUCAGAGAUGUAAUGGAAUAUUCCCCAUUUGCCAGUGACACUCCAAGAAGCUUGACACCAUCCAGGCCAAAGCAGCUGCUUCAUGGGCACCAGAUUCACAAACUUUGACUUCCUCCACCAUGGACACAUUGGAGGAGCAGUUUGUUAAUUUGCAAGAAACACUGCAAAAAAAAAAAAGGCUCCUUAGCAUCUUUCAAACCUACAACUACCAUCUUGAAGAAUAAGGGCAGCAGAUACGUGGGAGCAUCACCACCUGCAAGUUACCCUCCGAACUAUUCACCGUCCUGACUUAGAAGGACAAGAGCACAUAAUAGGAAUACCAUUGCAUACUAUCCUAGCUUGGAACUAUAUUGCCAUUCCUUCUCGGUUACUGGGACAAAAUAACAGCAUGCUGGCGUACCUACACAAAUGGACUGCAGUAGCUCAGAAGUCAGCUCACCACCAAUAUUUCAAGGGCAAGUAGAGAUGGGAAAUAAAUGCUGACCUAACCAGCAAAAGUCACUAAAUGGAUUUUAAAACAGUCCUAAGCAUAGAAAAUAUGCCAUUUGAGACUGCAUUGCCAUUCAAUAGGAUCAUGGCUGAUCGUCCACCUCAGUACCUAGUUCCUGUUUUCUCCCCAUAUCUUUGAUCCCUUUAGCCCUAAGAACUAUUAUCCUUCCUAAAGACAUUCAAUGUUUUGGCUUCAAUCACGUUUUGUGACAGAGAAUUCCACAGGCAUACCACUCUCUGGAUGAAGAAACUUUUUUCUCAUCAGUCCUAAAUAUCCUACUCUAUAUCCUCCAACUGUGACCUCUGGUCUGGACUCCUCAGUUAGCGAGAACAUGUUUCCUGCAUUUACCCUGUUGCUCCUGUUAGAAUUUUAUAGGCUUUUAUGAAAUCCCCCUACACAUUUUACUAAAUGGCAGUAAAUAUAAUCCUAACCAAUUCAGUCUCUCUUCAUAUGUCAGUCUUGCCUUCCCAGGAGUCAUUCUGGUAGAAUCCCUCCAUAGCCAGAAUAUCCUUCUUCAGAUAAGGAGACCAAAUCUGCACACAAUACUGCAGUUGUGGCUUCACCACUGUAGCAAGACUUCCCUGCUCCUGUACUCAAAUCCUGUCCCUAUGAAGGCCAACAUACCAUUUGUCAUCUUUACUGCCCACUGCACCUGCAUGCUUACUUUCAGCAACUGGUGUACAAGACACCCAAGGUCUCAUUGGACCUCCUCCUUUCCCAAACUAUUGCCAUUAAGACAACAAUCAGCCUUCCUGUUUUUGCUAUCAAAGUGGGUAACCUCACAUUUAUCCAUGCAUUUCAUCGGCCUUGCAUUUUCCCACUCAGGAAGUCCAAAUCAUACUGAAGCAUCUUGGCAUCCUUCCAGCUUGGUCUCAUCUGCAAAUUUGGAGGUAUUACAUUGAUUUAGAUGACAGAAUUCAAUAUAUUGUGAAUAGCUGGAGUCCAAGCACUACUGAUUCGUGCAGUACCCUACUAGUCACUGGCUGUCACUUGGAAAAGGAACAGUUUAAUCUUACCUUUGGUUUUCUGUCCACGAAUCCGUUCUCUAUCCAUGUCAGUACAUUACCCUCAAUCUAAUGAGCUUUAGUUAUAGAUGCUAAAGAUUUUAAGAGAUGUUUCUCCUGCCUCUCUACACCUACAACAGACUACCCCUCAAUCUCUUACAACUAUAUCACUCUCAGUUUCAGCACAUUAAUAAGUAAGUUUCUUCUCCUCUGGCUAAUGUUUAUGGAAUCCAGCUGGGUUACUAAUUAUUAAGUUAUGGACCCAGCAAUUAAUAUUUGUAUAAAAUGUCCACAUGGUAACUUUUUUUGCUGGUAUUAAAAAGUGAAUAACUAUCCAUUCAGGAUGUUUAAAAAAAUGUUUAACUUGAAAGAUUCCACCCUUCAUGUCAGUUAGGUUUUUGCUUUUCCAAAAAAAAAGCAAUAAAAAAACUUCAUUGUUUUGCUGUGGGAACUGAAUAGUAAAGUUUAAAAUGAGUCCAUUUCACAAAUAAGUCAGAUGCUGAAACAGUCAAGUGCAAGUUUAAAAGAAAGUCUCAAAUUAUAAUCUUUGUACACAACCAGAUUGAGAUAAAAAUGUUCGAUUGUGAGAGGUAAUACAUCCUACCUGUUUGCCUUUACUACUUUGUACUUUUUGUUCUCCUUCAACUAUGAGACUCUAGCCACAGAAGUAACAUUCUCUCUGCACUCUAUAUUUGUAUAGUACCCUUGAUAUAGUAAAACAUCGCAAGGCACUUUGCCGGAGCUUUGAUCAAGGAAAAUCCCAUCACAGUCAAAUUCAAUAAUUCCACCUCUUUACUGCCAGAAGAUGGCACUUUUUUCCCCUCCUCAAAAGUCUCCAAAUUUUACUUCAGAAAGUUACUUCCCCAGUUAGAAAAAAAUUAUUCGGUUGUGCCACAGCAAGAUCUUUGAACCGAUUUGCCAUUCCUUACUUUAAUUGGUUUCAUGUGAUGUUUCUGUACAUUGUGUAUGUUUGGAUCCAACUUUUAACUGGAAAAUGUAUUCGUUUUAUAAUUGAACUAGAUUGAUGGUCACAUGAACUCUUGUGCAUGUCAUAACUGUGGUCCAUAUUUUCACCUUUGUGCUAUCUUAGAAGCUCUCUAAAUCAGUCCUUGCUACAGAAUGCAGAAAAGUCAAAACUACAGUUAUGUUCUUAAACAUCAAAUGUUUUGCCUGUUGGUCUUGUUGCUGCAAUUGAGAUUUUUUUUAAAAUUUCUCUUGAAAAAUAAUAUUAUACAUAUUUUAUUGGGAUAUUCACUAUGUAAAUUGAUGUCCACUCCUUGUUUUCUAUGGUGUAUGCGAAUUGCAUAUCAUAAAUUUUGAUUAAAAGUCUGUUAAUAUUACUCAAUUUGGAUCCUAAUAACAUUUUCACAAAUUUAGAAUCUUUAUUUUUGCAGUAAUAUAUGAUCAGCUGGCAAGUGCACAGAAUGGAGCAACCUUUAUGUGGAUAAUUAUUAUUCUCAUCAGUUGUUCCGGUGUCUGUCUCACACUUGUUCACUUAAGUUCAGUUGUGCUAAGUUUUACAGAACUUUUCACUCUGAAAAGCAAAUACCAUUCUAUCUCUAUAAAUAAAAUUAUCUUGUCAUGGUC